UUCUCGAUUGAGCAAAGAAAAAAGAAAAGAAAGGAGACCUGUAUCUGGUUAAGAUUGAGUGGAAGAGGCAGAGGGUAUCGUCGUUCUGAUCUGAGCCACCCAGCCUUCAUUUCCAACCCUUUAUUUUAUUUUUUAUUUUUAUAAAGGAAGGAGGACAUUAGGAAAGGUAGCAGGCCAAGGCCAAGAGGGUUAAAGAGAAAAAGAAGAAGAGAAACUGGGUUAUUUACUUUGUGAUAGUAAUUAGUAAGUAAUAUGUAUUAGUGAAGUUAUCCAGUGAUCCCACCCAGAGAGAGAGAAAGGUCAAACCCAAUAGGUGUAGCAUUUUAUCUGUAUUGGUAUCUGUCUCUCUUUUGAGCAUAAGAGCAAGAAUGAGAGCAGUCUCAUAUUAUUCCCAAUCCCAUCUUCUUCAAAGCCUAAGACAUAUUAACGAUACUUCUUCUCUUUCUUUAUUCCCAAACUUUCGCCCUUCUUCCCUACGCAUACCACACCUCUCUUCUUUCUCUAAUACCAGGGCUGACACUCACACUAAGACUAAGAUUGAAACAGGAAAUGGGAACAACUCUCUGCCUGCCCCUGACCCCCAACAAAAAUUGCUUCAAGUCGUCUUAGUUUCUCCUCAGAUUCCUGGAAAUGCAGGUUGCAUUGCAAGAACAUGCGCUGCCUCAGCUGUUGCCCUUCACCUUGUUGGGCCAUUAGGAUUUAAAGUGGAUGAUACUAAAUUAAAACGUGCUGGACUGGAUUACUGGCCAUAUGUUGUUGUUAGAGUACAUGGCUCAUGGGCAGAGUUUCAAAACUAUUUCAAGCAACAGGAAGGGGAUAAGCGUUUGCUGGCUUUUACUAAAAGAGGAACAGCAAUUCAUUCAGACUUUUCGUAUAGAAAAGGUGAUUAUUUGAUAUUCGGCUCAGAAACUUGUGGCCUGCCUCCUGAUGUGUUGUUAGAUUGCAAAAGUGAAACCUUUGGUGGUGGAACCAUACGGAUUCCAAUGGUUGAGACUUAUGUUAGAUGUCUGAAUCUCUCUGUGAGUGUUGGUAUUGCUGUGUAUGAAGCUUCAAGACAGCUCAACUAUGAACAGCUUCAAGUGCCCUCUACAAAUUCUGGUGAUUUUGAACAAUCAUUACUUACUGAGGAUAUUUUUGCUUGAUUUGCUGCAUCCAUCCAUGCCAAUUUUUAAUCUCAAUCGCUAGAGAUUUUUUCAAGUGAGGAUGAAACAGAGUUUUUUUUUCACUAACUUCUUUUUUAAAAACAGGUUCCAAAUCUAUUUAACGCCUUUGUAGCUAUAUAUUUGUAUCUUACAUUAUGAUUAUGUUAGAAAAAGAAAAACCAUAAGCUUAAUUUGUGGUUUGCCUCCUUCAA
Molecule: messenger RNA, 1354 nt
Organism: Gossypium raimondii (Peruvian cotton)
Lineage: Eukaryota; Viridiplantae; Streptophyta; Magnoliopsida; Malvales; Malvaceae
Exons: 7
Coding region: 369-1142 (257 amino acids)
Biological process (GO): wobble position uridine ribose methylation; wobble position cytosine ribose methylation
Molecular function (GO): RNA methyltransferase activity; RNA binding
Source: RefSeq, a predicted model, not a curated record